CGCAUAGAAGAGCUUGCCGCAGCGCAGUCGCUGUAGUCGGGGCUGGGCUGGCAUAUAAAAAGAAGGCGUAAGGCGCCACAGUCAGCCACUACGCGGUCGGCAGCGAAGAGUCCACUUUUCUGACGGUUGCUCGAAACCAAGGCAAAAUGGCUGGCUGUGCAGUUCUAAUUUUGGUGCUGUUCUUGGGCACACCCCUGUUGCAUGUUGUCGGCACGCAGUUAGUAGAGCUCCAACCGAUCAACAGUGGUCCGACGGUAGCUCCGUUGGGCUGCCAUCGACGCGUAUACACAUACAAGGUGACCCAAUCCGAUUUGCUGGGACAUGAGUGCUGGGAUUAUGUGAGCGUUUGGUCCUGUUGGGGGCGUUGUGACUCUAGCGAAAUAUCGGACUGGAAAUUUCCAUACAAACGCUCAUUUCAUCCAGUAUGCGUGCACGCCCAGCGGCAGCCAGCGGAAGCUAUACUCAAGAACUGUCACCCCGAAGCCGAUGAAGGCAUAAGCAAGUAUCACUACAUGGAGGCGGUGAACUGCCACUGCCAUACAUGCUCCACACAGGACACCAGCUGCGAGGCUCCAGCUAAUAACGUGCUAGACGAGGGCAGCAAGGCUGUCAAAGUCUUGACCCUCACUGGAGCCGAUUCCGUGGACCUUGACUAUUAGACGAAUGUACAUAAACUGGUUUAUGGUUCAGUGUAGUGCAGUACGGGGGCUUCUUUGGUUACAAUAAAAUAUACUUUACAGCACGUUGCAUUUAAAGCACA
Molecule: messenger RNA, 760 nt
Organism: Drosophila persimilis
Lineage: Eukaryota; Metazoa; Arthropoda; Insecta; Diptera; Drosophilidae
Gene: Gpb5
Product: thyrostimulin beta-5 subunit
Exons: 2
Coding region: 147-659 (170 amino acids)
Biological process (GO): G protein-coupled receptor signaling pathway
Cellular component (GO): extracellular region; cytoplasm
Molecular function (GO): hormone activity
Source: RefSeq, a predicted model, not a curated record